GCGGUGCCGCGGCCCGGGGGCAGGGCGCUGCGGAGGGGCAGCCACCGCUCGGAGCCCGUCGCGUCGGAAUGUCGGGCGAUCACUCCCGCAGCCUGGGCAAGGGCAGCGCGGCGCCGGGCCCUGUGCCCGCGGGGCUGCUCCGGCUCUACAGCAUGCGCUUCUGCCCCUUCGCGCAGCGGGCGCGCCUGGUUCUCCGCGCCAAGGACAUCAGCCAUGAAAUAAUCAACAUCAAUCUGAAGAACAAACCUGACUGGUACUUUGAGAAGAACCCUUCUGGGCUGGUUCCUGUUCUGGAGACCAGCAAGGGCCAGCUGAUCUGGGAGUCCCCAAUCACCUGUGAGUACUUGGAUGAAGCAUUUCCAGGGAAGAAGCUGAUGCCUUCAGACCCGUAUGAGCGAGCCUGUCAGAGGAUGCUCUUGGAAGACUUCUCAAAGAUAACACCCUUGCUUUUCAAGCAUGUUUUGGCAGUCAAAGAUGGACAGGACACCACUGCACUGAAAGCAGAGAUUGCUGAAAAGUUUGGCAAGCUUGAAGAGGUUCUGUCCAAACGCAACACGGUGUUUUAUGGUGGGGACUCAAUCUCAAUGGUUGACUACAUGAUCUGGCCAUGGUUUGAACGUCUGGAAGCAUUCCAGCUGAAAGACUCUUUGAAUCAUACCCCAAAGCUCCAGCGCUGGAUGGAGGCCAUGAAGGAGGACCCAGCUAUCAAGGCUACAAUAACUGACCCACAGACAUACAAAAACUACCUCCAGCUGUAUCUGCAGAACAGCCCUGAGGCAUGUGAUUAUGGGCUCUGAGGUGCCAGUAGGAACAUGCUGGUUGAAGUGUUAGUGCUGUUUCUCAGUGUGGGAAGUCAGUUUAAUUUGGUUGGGGCUCUUCUGUGGUUGCAUUUCAUAACAGGGAAUAAAUCUGUGCUGAAAAAGUUGAGAAACCUUCUGUGAACUCCACUCCUUCCUGUUGGGGGAAGGAUGUGCUGGCUUCAAGCGGGAGAUGGAAAGUCAUUGUUUGCCAUGAAUACUGCAUAAAGGAAAAUGUCUCUACUGAAGAGGUGAUGGUCUGUGAUCUCUGGCUUCAUUGUAGGCAUUGUAGUGGGCAGUCCCUGAACUGAUGAUGUUACCUGAUAUAAAAGUUGUUGUACCGGUGUCUUGAAAAUGAAUAAAAAGCAAGCAAUGUUGUCUUUAAA
Molecule: messenger RNA, 1183 nt
Organism: Parus major (Great Tit)
Lineage: Eukaryota; Metazoa; Chordata; Aves; Passeriformes; Paridae
Product: glutathione S-transferase omega-1
Exons: 6
Coding region: 69-797 (242 amino acids)
Biological process (GO): glutathione metabolic process
Cellular component (GO): cytoplasm
Molecular function (GO): glutathione transferase activity; glutathione dehydrogenase (ascorbate) activity
Source: RefSeq, a predicted model, not a curated record